Micropterus salmoides (largemouth bass) is the source of this 1830-nucleotide messenger RNA. Its product is annotated as phospholipase A and acyltransferase 3-like. The transcript is spliced from 5 exons. Lineage: Eukaryota; Metazoa; Chordata; Actinopteri; Centrarchiformes; Centrarchidae. The record is from RefSeq and is a predicted model, not a curated record. Gene Ontology annotation, cellular component: cytoplasm. Gene Ontology annotation, biological process: N-acylphosphatidylethanolamine metabolic process. Gene Ontology annotation, molecular function: A2-type glycerophospholipase activity; glycerophospholipid phospholipase A1 activity. The coding region runs from base 374 to 952 and encodes 192 amino acids.
UUUCACUUUAGGCCAGAACAUUGGUCACACUGUUCUUUCUUCUCUCCUUCUCUCAUGUGGUAUUGUGCUACGGCCUGGACUACUUCCUGAAUCUCGUGAGAGAUUUUUGUAUAAUUGUAUCCUGACUUCGGUUUUUGUUUCUGCUUCAGACUCUCCCUCUUCGUAGAGUUUUUCUUGCCAGUCCUCCAGCCUCAGUGUCUCAUCUGUGUGUUUCCACUACCUGCCCUGCUCUCACUACAUGUCCAUUUCCCGGAGGCGAAUUUGCGAAUCCUAUUGGUGAAGGAUCUUGUAUUGGGGAGAAAUAGACUACGGGGCAAAAAGUCAUCUGGAAAGUGAAGGCAGUCCCAGGUUUACAGACGAAACAAAACCUGACAUGGCCCUGACACUGUCCAAGCAUGACAUGAAACCACAGCCUGGGGACUUGAUUGAGAUCUUCCGGGGCCCCUAUCAGCACUGGGCUGUGUAUAUUGGCAAUGACUUCGUUGUUCACUUGGGAUUGACAACAUUCUUUGAUGUCGCGGGUGCAGACACCAGCAUUAUGAUGUCUGUCCUGACUGAAAAAGCCAUGGUGAAGAAAGAGAAACUGCAGGACGUGGUGGGCGACAACAAGUGGAAAAUCAACAACAGCCUGGACGAGAAGUACGAGCCCUGCCCAGUCCAGUUUAUUGUGAAGGAGGCCUGUGCACGUGUGGGCAAGGAGCUGCCGUAUUCCAUCUUCACGGGGAACUGUGAGCACUUUGCAAAUGAGCUACGCUAUGGAAAAAAAGAGUCCCGGCAGGCGCGUAAUGCUGUAGCAGUAGCUGUAGGCACGGCUGUGUCUCCAGUAGUGGUUCUGGGUAUGGUGUUUGCACCCAGAACCACAAUGGUGAUUCUGGGUAUUAUCACACUGGCAGCUGUGGCAAGAGAUCGGUUUGGAAGCGGCAAAAAAGAAAACAAAAGGAACACACAGUGAUGGAAGGCACACGUCGUCUUCACAGGGGCUUGAUUAACAGAUCACCAUGAAAGCUUAAGGGUGCUAAUAAUAAUAAUAAUAAUAAUAAUAAUAAUAAUAAUAAUAAUAAUGCAUUACAUUCAUAUAGCGCUUUAUUAUUGAAACUCAAAGCGCUUCACAGUGAAGUAGGGGGGUCUUACCUCAGCCACCACCAAUGUGUAGCACCCACCUGGGUGAUGCACUGCAGCCAUUUAGCGCCGGAAUGCUCACCACACAUCAGCUUGAGGCAGAGAAGGAGAGAAACAUUGAGCCAAGUACUAGGGGGGAUGAUUAGAUGGCCAGAUGGUAAAAGCCAGGUUGGGAAUUUUGCCAUGACACCGGGGAACCCCCUACUCUUUGCAACAAGUGCCAUGGGAUCAUUAAUGACCACAGUGAGUCCGGAUCUCAGUUUAACGUCUCAUCCGAAGGACGGCAUCUCCUACAGCACAGUGUCCCCAUCAAUGCACUGGGGCAUUGGGAUUUUAUUAUUAAGACCAGAGGGAAGACUGCCCCCUACUGGCCCACCAACACCUCUUCCAGCAGCAACUUAGUUUUCCCAGUAGGUCACCCAUCCAGGUGCUGGCCAAGCCCAAAAGCUGCUUAGCUUUGGUCAUUCAGCAGUAGCAGGGUUUACAUUGGUAUGGCUGCUAAUCUGAUCAUGCACAGAAAACACUUUUUUAUUACAUGCAAACACCAUAGACUGUAUAUAAAAGGGCAAACACCUGUGAUUUAGACAUAAGUUUGGCUAAUUUCUGUCUUUCCUGCUCAAAUUAACUGCCGUCUCUCCCUUAUGCCACCUUUAUAAUGUGAGGCUUUUGUUUGAAAUCAUGGCCCUAUAUUUUUCAGACUUUUUAAAAUUU